CGCACAAUGAGGAACUUCACCUUUGUAACAGCUUUACUUCUCUGCAGCCUAAGCUGGAUCUCUGUCUCAGCUUCUGAGUUUCACACUGUGGAGGUCCAGUUUGGUGGAGACUUCACUCUGAUGUGCUCCAACAUUUCCAGUGUUACAACAGAAUGGUUCAGAGUGAUCAACAGAAACAAGCCCAGCUGCAUUUCCUCUAUGUACGGGUCUGAUGGCAAACCUUCGUUCUGUGGUGGAUUUGAAAAUAGAUUUGAGAUGAGCUCCAACAUCUCUAUGGUCUUUCUUAAAAUCAAUAGAGUGGAUUUAUCUGACUCUGGACUGUAUUUAUGUGGAAUUAACAGAGACAGACAUACAGUCAUCACCGGUGCAACACAUUUAAAAGUUCAAGGUGAUGGUGAAUCAGAUUUUGGAGUGGAUUUAAAUACUGAAAGUAAGGAGUCUGAUGGAAUGACAAACGUCAUGAGUGCGUUCCUGGGUUUUCUGACUGUUCUGACUGUUUUCCUCACUAUAGUCGUCAUUCUUCUGGCUGUUAAAAUCAGGAAACUUCAGACAGCUGUGAAUGAAGAACUGCAGCCAGAAAGAAACAAGGUGAAACCAGCAUUAACUUAUAUAAACUGUGAUCUGGGCUCAGAUGACCUGAACUAUGCAGCUCUAAAUUUCCAGGCUAAACCCAAAAGAAGCCGCAGGCCUGCAUCAGAGAGAGAGCUGGAGCCACAUGUUGUGUAUGCUGCCACCAGAUAGACUCAGGAAACAUCUGGAACUGCAGCUCA
Molecule: messenger RNA, 770 nt
Organism: Perca flavescens (yellow perch)
Lineage: Eukaryota; Metazoa; Chordata; Actinopteri; Perciformes; Percidae
Exons: 6
Coding region: 7-741 (244 amino acids)
Biological process (GO): response to bacterium
Source: RefSeq, a predicted model, not a curated record